AUGCACUUCAUCCUAACUUUGAAAAAUAGUAUACUAGUAGACAAAAUGGACCUCGAUCAAGAUGGAAAAGUAACAGAGGACGAACUAAGAUCUUGGAUUAAGCAUACUUCUAAGCGCUACCUUAUUGAGGAUCGCGACCGUUCUUGGAAGGAUCUUUCUCUCAACGAAGAUGACAAAUUAACUUGGGAUACAUAUUAUAAAUCAGUCAUCAGUAAUCCCGAUGACGAAGGUACAUUAUUCUAUUUAGUAUUCUACCUUUGCCUCUUCUACGUGCCUUUGGUUUUUCCAAAUCCUAGUGCUUACUUUCUCUGUGAUAUUGUGUAUUUGCCCUAUCUUACAUUUAUUCAACCUAGCAAACUAGUGUGCAAACUCUUUAUUUUUUCAAGCUUGCAUUUUUUUAUUCCUUUUAUUUUUUUAAUUUUAGAUGAUGAAGAAUCUCUCAUUGAGAUCAUAGAAAAGGAUAGAAAUAGGUGGAAAGAAGCCGAUCUAAAUGGCGAUGGACUAUUAGAUAAAGAUGAAUACCUAGAUUUCCUUCAUCCAGAGGAUUCCCAUAGGAUGCGCCACGUAGUUAUUGACGAAACAAUGGCUGAUUUGGAUACCAAUAAGGACGGAUUUAUUGACCUCGAUGAAUAUAUACGUGAGUGUCUAGUAAAUUUUAUACGCCUGAUUCAUUUCAUUAUAUUGAUGUCGCCCACACGUUUAGGCACUCCAGUAUUUGCAUUUUUAAGUACUGCUUCUCAUUAUGAGUUUGAUUCAUUUAUUAGAUAUGUAGAAAUGCUGGGUUUUGAAGAAUCCCUUAGUAGAUUGAUGUUUGAGUACCUUUUAUUUCGUUGA
Protopolystoma xenopodis is the source of this 834-nucleotide messenger RNA. The record is from the annotation of a GenBank genome assembly. Lineage: Eukaryota; Metazoa; Platyhelminthes; Monogenea; Polystomatidea; Polystomatidae.